Messenger RNA from Gilbertella persicaria, 576 nucleotides. RefSeq lists its product as uncharacterized. The record is from RefSeq and is a predicted model, not a curated record. NCBI's taxonomy places the organism in Eukaryota, Fungi, Mucoromycota, Mucoromycetes, Mucorales, Choanephoraceae. The transcript has 2 exons. The coding region runs from base 1 to 576 and encodes 191 amino acids.
AUGACAACUUACUCACGUAUCUUCAAGAUUUUUUUCGAUCUGUGCGAAGAAAAGGAUGAUAUACCAUUGCUCGCUGAUUUUUUUGGAAGGCACAGUCAGCACAUAAAAGCUAACAUUGGCAAAGAUCAAGAUGAAGAAUAUAGCAAGCUUGCAAGUGCCUUUUUCAAGUACGCCAAUUCAAGAGGCAUAGAAGCUAAGAAGGGUGAUGCUAAGACAGCCUGGAAAAAGCAUAUCAAGCAGCAAGCAAGCAUUGCUAUGACAGCAACAACAACCAACAACAGAAAAAACAUGGUCUUAUGCCAAGAUUAUGGUAAAGAAGAAGGUGUCUUUGGUCGCUGGUCUGUUGGUGAUGAAGACUUGAUAAAAAAGAUGCUAAGAGAAAGUCAAUACUUGCUGCUUUCCUUUAUCUUGGAAGUGCCAGUUGCUGUUGAAGGAUUCUGCCUUGAAGCCAAAAACUUCAAAAAAAUAAGAAAAGCGCUCACUCCUGCCACAAAGAAGAAGCAAUUCGAGCAUGAAAUUCUAGUCAUGUUCAUUGACUUGAAGACACAAUGGGAGCUGGAGCAAGAAGAAAAAUAA